Messenger RNA from Liolophura sinensis, 1017 nucleotides. Its product is annotated as galaxin-2-like. The transcript has 2 exons. Bases 1 to 1017 code for a protein of 338 amino acids. The record is from RefSeq and is a predicted model, not a curated record. Lineage: Eukaryota; Metazoa; Mollusca; Polyplacophora; Chitonida; Chitonidae.
AUGUCGGACCUCUCAGACACGUGCAACGGAACAAGCUACAAUACUUCCACUCACAUCUGCUGUUUUGACACUCUGAGUCCUCUGCCAAACGUCACGUCCGGCGUCUCUUGGAAUUUGCUGGGAUGCUGUGGCACCGAGCCGUACGUUGGAACUCUCCAGCUGUGCUGUGGCCGAUCCCCUCCUGUUCUCCUCCCGCGCGCCAGUCCCACGCACUUCUGCUGCGGUGGCAGCAACACAUUCAACAGGCACACGGAGGUCUGUUGCCAGGACCAGGUCUUCAAGAAACCGGAUUUGUAUCAGUCGUACGGAUGCUGCGGCAACAAACUCAUGUCCUUCCGCACGGACCUGUGUUGCGGAAGCGAGCUUCUGCCCAAACCACGAACGAUGGGAAUCUACAGUUGCUGCGGCAACGCGCUGGUCGACACAAGACGUUCGCUCUGCUGCGACGGCGUGGUCCACUCUAGGCCGAUGUUUCGUCCGCAAGACUGGAUCUGUUGUGGCACUCAGAUCAUCAACAUCAAGUCACACGUGUGCUGCAACUCUGCCGUGCAGCUAAGGCCCGGAUGCUUCUCCGCGUGUUGCGGUUCGGUGUCGUUUGACCUUGAGAGCGAACAGUGUUGCGGAGGAAUUCUAAAUCCUCUGCCCAGUUACAACAGUAACAUGUUCUACUGCUGUGGGAAAAGGAAUUACGACGUCAACAAGCAAAUCUGUUGCGCUGGGAAUCUUUUGGAAUACAAGCCUGGAUCAGAGUGCUGCGGAAACGCUACCCAUAAUGUGUCCUCGCACAUUUGCUGUGGAGGUCUCGUUCAUCCGAGAAAACACGAGAUAUACACCACGUGUUGCCAUAACAAAGUGUAUGAUAUCAGAGACCAUGUAUGCUGUUGGCGGAACCUGAAACCAAGGCCGUUUGGCUCAAGCACUGGCUGUUGUGGGGAGGGCGUGUACAACAAAGACAGUCACGUGUGCUGCCAUAGAGUUGUCCGAACCAUUGAGGAUUUUAACAAUGGCCUGUGUUAG